AUUUUAUUGCCUCGGCUACUCGAAACCCUGCCUUCCCAUCGUAACUCGAUCCUUUCCUACAUUCUGUCACGCGAAAUUACUUUCCCUGGGUCCCUCUAACGUGCAUCGCAAUUACGCGUAAACAGAAUUUCCGAUCCUUUCUAAACCGGCUCAUUAACGGAGCACGGAAAGUGGAAUAUCCAUUUUUGAGUAUUACUUUUUGAAAAGUCAAAAAACACGGGUUCCUGCGUGUUAAGAAUAAUCAAGGAACAAAGAAUUUACACCGGUCACAUUAACAAAGAUAUAAAUUUUAAUAAUAGAAAAAUAAAAAAAACUCUUCUUGUGCCAUUCACAUGGGGCAGUGAUUAUACAUACUUUUUCAAGACUUCUUGAUUCGGUUCUGGGUUGACUUACGUGCCUGACACAAUUUCGAAUAAACCUUUUAGGGGACAACUCAUUUGAAACUGCAGUAUCUGUCUCAAAACGCUGGAUUCAAGCCUAAACGAUCUCGUUACUACACCAACACAUCGAUAAACAAAUAAAGAACGCACACAUUUAGAAAGUAAAUAGAUCUUUACAGUAUCCGUCCAAAUUCAAGAUCGAACUCCCUCGUUAAUGCACGCGUACAUUAAUAAACAGAUAAAGAACGUACAUGUUUAGAAAGUAAAUAGAUCUCUACAGUAUCCGUCCAAAUUCGAACUCCCUCGUUAACGCACCGUACAUUAAUAAACAAAUAAAGAAGUCCUAGAACACCGAAACACGACCGACUCCGCGAUCCGUCCAAAACCGAAAUCGACUCCGAAAAGAAAAAACUCCCCCGGCGGUAGACGAAAUUGAAAAGGGGACUCGGAGGACCGCGGUGUUUUCAUCUGCCCGUUUAAUUUCCUUUUAACGAGUUUCGCGGAACCGUCAGUCGAUUGCUGCGCGGUCGGGUCAAGUUUGAAAUUCCAGAUCGUGGGCCGAUUGAUCGCGCGAACGGCGAACGACUCGCCAGUUUCCACACGGCAGCCUUGAGUCGCCGGUUACAUAAUUAAUGCAAAGACGACGGCCAGCGAGCUGGUCUCUCCGAGCUAAGUACAUUCGCGCGUCGACGAUUCGAUGCGUCGCGUUCGAACGCAGGCUCUCCGAGAUUUUAUUCUUUCUUUUCUUUCUUUCUUUCUUUCUUUUUUUUUCAUUUUCCGCCCGGUUUGCCAAUUAUUUUCUCACACCGUCACGCCGCGUAUUGGAUCGUUUCGGUCUUUCGAUGCGCGCUGAUCGCGCUCUUCCGUUUUGCGUAACCGGUGCUCCAGUUCGAACGCGAGUUUCGUCGGUGGACAGCGGCCUGGUUGGAAUUUAGCGAGAACCGUGGAAGGAUACAGUACUCCGGUGUGCGUUACGGUCUACUUGCGGGAACCAGAGACGGGCGAAAUUUUGUUCGAAUUAUCGAUCGUGGAGGGGGACGAAGUUCAGCGAAUUUUGGGACAUCGUUCGAUUAUCGUUUUGUGUGAUAGAUUUUAUUUUGCGGUUCGAAUUUUCAUUUUCGUGGAAUAAAUGGUGGUCGGAGUGCUGUGCAUCAGAUACUUGAGAAUUUUAUUUUAAUGACGAACAAAGUUCGAGUGGGGGAUUAUAGUCUUUAGUUGUCGCUGUAAUAAAUCUUAUUUUAUUGCUUGGUGCAUCUUUCUUUCGCUGCUCGAGGAUUUUAUUUGUGUAACGUUCGGAGAGAAAGAACGACAGUGUAGUGAUUUAUUAUCGAAACUUUUUCGACCGAGCAAUUAAAUUUUUGUAUUGUUCACAGUAACGUGAUUUAUGUUUCGCUGUACCUGAAAUUCACAUUUUUUUAUUCGGCGAACGACGCGUGGAAAAUAGUUUAUUUUACAAAUUUUACUUGUUUCUGGUGGACAGCGACUGCGGCGAAGAGUUAGAGGCAAUAAACAUGAAGAUCUAAAGGUAGGCCAAGAUGGACGUCGAGGCUGCACUCCUGGAGAACUCUCCGACCCUCUCGACCAUCUCGUCGGAUUGCACGGACACGACGUACUCCGGCCCUGGGUCGCCCUACUCACCGGAGUCGCCGAUCAUCGUCAAGUCCUCCUACAAGAAGACUAAGGAUGACGAGGUCACGCCCAGACCGACUCCCAGGCAUCCGUUGCCGCCCAGGAAGCCCAACUUUCGGAUACGACCGCCCUACCUUAUGAUCUGCAUCAGCAUCGUCGAGAUAGCCGUCCACUGCCUGGGGGAUGAGGCGACCUUGCGCAGGUGGUUGGUCUACGACCCCCGUCAGAGGGUCCAGGGAUGGAGGUUCGCCUCGUACAUGCUCCUGCACUCGAACGCGCUUCACCUUGCGCUCAACGUGGUCAUCCAGCUGGUGCUGGCCACUCCGCUCGAGGUGGAGCAGGGUCGAAUGGGGGUGGCUGCGAUCUACCUGUGGGGUGGCGUCUGCGGAGCCCUCGGAGCAUCCCUCCUACAACCCAGUCUCUUUCUGAUGGGCGCCUCGGCAGGUGUUUACGCGUUGCUUACCAGCCAUCUAGCGCACCUUUACUUGUGCCACGGUGAACUUCGUUACGCCAGCUGGCGUCUGGCCGCCGUGUUGCUGUUGGCCAGCGCAGACGUCGCGUCUCUCCCGAUCCCAGCUCUUCUGGGUUGCGGAAGGGUCGGCUGGGCCGCUCAUGUGGCUGGCGCCCUCGCCGGGCCUCUCCUCGGCCUGGCCGUGUUCCCCAAUCAGAGCAAGAAGGACGCCAGGGGACGAAGAUUCGUCAGGUUCGUCCGUCUCUUGUCGGCCGUCAGCGUGAUGCUGCUGGUGGUGGGCGCCAUCUUCGGCAACAUCUAUCUGAUCGCGCUGCCUCAGCUCAGGAAGCCGUCCUGACAGAGGAUCGAGCUGCUCGUCAAGUUCUGCAGACGGUCCUUCCUCAUCAUCAAGAUCCGGGAGGCCGCUGAGAGCGUUUUCGAGUAGAUUCUCACCUUGGAAUCUCAACGGAAUGGGAAUUCUCGCGACCCUGGUCAUGAGACGAACAGCGACGAGAGCUCGAAGGCCUGCGGGGCCUCUAAAGGGAGAUUGGAAGCGGUUUGGACCGGAUUUGAAGCUGAGUUUGUCCUGGAGUUUAGACUUUGGACGAACUUGGACGAUCAAAGCGAUGUUUGUUGUGAUUUGAAGGCACUUUUGGGUAGAUUCUCACCUUGGAAUCUCAACGGAAUGGGAAUUCUUGCGACCCUAGUCGGGAGACGAAGAGCGACAAGAGCUUGGAAGUUGGAAGCGGUUGCACUGGGUUUGAAGCUGAGUUUGUCCUGGAGUUUAGACUUUGGACGAACUCGGACGAUCAAAGUGAUGUUUGUUGUGAUUUGAAGGCACUUUUGGGUAGAUGGAUAUUGUGAUGAUGAAAGGUUGGAGUCGGUUGAACUGGGUUUAAAACGAUUGUGAUUGUCGAGCGAAGGCCUGGGAUCUAGAGGAAACUGGUCCCUGCUUGGAUGGUCAAAGUGAUAUUGUUUGUUGAGAACGUUUUCGACUAGAUUCAUAUCUUGGAGUCUCAACCAUAUGAUAACUCUUGCUGCUCUAGUCAAGAAAGGAUACGAAUUAUAAAUUAUAAUCACGGGAGUUUGGAAAAGUUGGUGUCUGUUUCACUACGUGUCAGCGGAGGUUUGAAACGAUUCCGACUCGAUUGCUAUUGUUUGUUGUGGUUGUUCGGGACUUGCUAUCUUCUGAAAAAGAUCGAGGAAGUCAGCAUGCGUUCAACGAAAAUGAUUAAUCCCGAGAGAAAAAAGAACCUAGUCUGCCAAAUAAAAUAAGUCUCCGUCACCAUUUUCCGGCCACACGGAUGACAACACCCCGAAGAAGAAUAUCUUGCAGCCCUAACUACGUCUCCGCUACGAUCGCCAUGAAACUCGCUUCGCCGGAAUCCCCGAGGACUCCGAGGAAAAUAGAGAAAGCGGUUAAUGGAAGGACGGACGAAGAUGAUCACCGGGAAAUUCCCGCGGAACUUACCUAAAGAAAACCAGCUGCCAAAGUAGACUCGGGUUUAAACGAGGGACGAUCGGUAUCGACAGGAAGGAGUGAAAAUCCCUUUCAGCCGUGUGUCUUCGGCAUCCCUUCCACGCCUCGGGAAGAAUUCUUCGCGCUGUUAAUCAAACUGCCACCGAAGGAGGAAGCUUCUUUAGGAAAUUUACGACGGUCUUGGGCUUCUAAUUCUAAGAUUAGGCGGUCAGUCGCGCUGGUUAGCCUUUUUCCCUGCCGGUGGAACCCCGACGAAUCCCUGGUUUCGUGGACAAAUGGACGCGUCGCUGCGCUGUAAAUCGCCUAACCAGGACUCUUCCGUGUAGUGGAGUAUUUGACGCCGAGACGCUUCGAGCCGGAGGAUCGACGCGUUGCCUAAUUACGUGGUUACCGUGGAUCGAGGUAGAUCGAGUCCAGAGGAGAAAGUCGAAGCGUUGGACUCGAUGAAGAUGUUAUUCGAGGUUCAUGGUGUUAGUAAAGGCUAGGCGAUGAGUUCGGGGCGCUUUACAGGUGCGGUGUUUUUGUUGUUGGGAUGUUACGAGCGCUGUUAAAUGUUGAGAAUGUUGACUCGGUGGGCUACAGUGGACCUUGAUCGUCGAGUUAGGGACGAGUGUACAAUCGACUAGCGGUAAGCGACGAAUCCGUUGAUUGGUAACGUAUUGGUAGUUCGUUGUUUUCGUCUACGUGCGGACUGGUGAACGAGAGAGGAGUCUGGGGUUGUUUGGUAGGUCGGGGAUCUUGUGCGAGGGAUGACAAUAAUUUGUGCAGUUCUGACUGAACUGCGUUUUUGUUGUAAAUUGUUUGGUCUGUAAAUUAAAGUACAUCUUGUUAAUUUAAUUUGGUUCGUAAUUGUUAAAAUCCCUCUCAACUCGAGUCUCGUAAAAAUAUAAACUAAUUGUGUGCUCCGUCUAACCUGAUAUAUGUAUUAUAGUUAGCGUUGGAUUAAUUUCCCUUACAAAAUUAAAUUAAAUUACAGCAGACGUCUGUUCCUAAACAACAUAUGACUCGGUCUAAAUAUUUAAUACGAACUACUUUCUGUUGUUUCCGUUCUCCGAAAGGGGUGAAAUUCUCUUUCUCCUCGUUUCUGCCUCGUAAUUAAUCGUUCGUCGGUCCGCACGCAGCCUUAGAGAUGUUAAUCGAUAAGGGUGUUUCGAGUCAUUCUUCGAUAUUAACUAUCGAUAAAAGUAGCGUAAGUUUGUUCGGUAUUUAAACUCCAGCUGACGACGGAAAUUCCUUAGAAUCGCACCCCCUCCCCCCUCCCCCCCCGCCGCCGCCGUCGCCGUCGCCGUCUCCUCCACCACCCCAUGCGGAAGUCCGACGAAAUUCGAGGAAAAUUGCGUGGCUCGAGAGAUCGAGUUCGGUUCUCGAUUCAUUGUCCGCCGUCUCCCGCGAAACGAUUGCACCGCUGCGAUGCAUUUUUUUGCGCUCAGGCUGACGUUGAAUUGUCGAGGAUAUCGACGGCUGACGUGAAUUCCCAUUUCACUUGGAGACGAGCGUGACUCUGUGUUCAAUUUACGAUUUUUAAUACAGGCAUGCGUCAACCCUUCGCGUUUCAGACAGCCCGGGAACUAUUUGAAUAUCGUUACUUGAUUAUUCUUAUUUCGAUACUGUUACUUGAAUAUUCUUAUUUCAAUAUUCUUGUUCCAAUAUUAUUAUUUGAACAUUUCUAUUUUGAAUACGCUUACUUGAAUAUUCUUAUGCGAAAUAUUAUUAUUCCCUAUUCUUAAUUAACAGGAAUUUAGUUUAAUUUCUUUUGACCUCACCUAGCACAAUUCUUUUAAUUAUCGCGUGACCCAUUGGGUGCGUUGUAACUUGUAUAUACGUUUCUAGCCCAGCCUUCCCCAUUUUAACAGGAAUUCGAUGGUGUUAACGAAUUUAUGUGAAACGCGACUUUUGUCUCAAAUAAUUCGUCUAUUUUCAUCGUUUACAAAUGUCUAGUGCCAACUCGAGCGUAAUCUAGACGAGUUGUUUGUUACUUAUGAAUUGUGCUUAUGUGAAAAAGAAGAACGAUAGAUUAUUUUACAAAAUAUAUCGUUUUCAAGGAUAUAUCGUCCUCGGUGUCGAGUAAAAAGAAAACUCGACGCGACGAGGAAAAAUUUAACGGUGGAAUUUAAUGAAGCUGAAUGCCAGGAGAAAAUUUCCAGAACUGCCAUAAACGGGGCACGUUCGCGUGUACACGAGCCUGAACGUGUCCGUCAUUUUAAACGCGACCUUAGUACCUUUCGAAGGCUCUAAUCGCGCAUCCUGCGUCAGUCUUUUUCCUCCACGGUGGAAAAUAAACGGGAUCCGAUGACACGCUCCCCCGCACCCUCUUGUAUUUACAAAGCCGCACCCCUAAUUCUAAGCUAACGGUAUCUUUUCUAUCAGCUCGCCAGUCAUUCUCAUCCCGAUCACCUCCACGAGGUCUCUGCCGAACGAUGUUUGCACCAUAAUUGGUCCAACAAAAUGCAACAAAUAUUAACGAAAUUCUUCUACAAACAAUUUUAUUAUUUGUAAUUUUAAUAUUGUACCGAAUAUUUUUACAAUUCCGUUCAGAUAUUAUAUUUUUUUAACAGUUUUACUUGAAUAUUCCUAUUUGAAUAUGAGUAGAAAUAAUUUCAUUGGUAAUUAUAUAAAUUUAGUAUCGUUUAUAAAAAAACAGUCGCGUUCCUUAUCGAAUAUCUUCGGUGUACCUACCCUCCAGAAAUUUAUCGUUCCAUCGUUGCCCGACCAAUUAUCGUCCAACACUCUCCACUGGAAAAUAGAAACAAUGAGUAUUGCAAAAAUAAAAAAAAAUCCGAUCUCUUUUCUCCCUAAGUAGAAUCUAACGCCUGUCGAGGGUUGAUAAAUGCUGUCAAAGGAUCACUUUCACUUGGAUUCCUUUCGCGAGACUUCAAAGGACGAAACGCAGAUUUCCAGGUGCCUCGAGACGCGCAAUCGAGUCGAGGAAACUUUUUGGGUGAAAAUUUUGUUCUCCGGGUUUCGAGUCGAAAAGCUGAAAAUGUUAAGAAGGAAUCCAAGUUUCUCAGGCAAUCGAGCAAUUUUCGUGGAAUUGCGAGAGUUUUCCAGGAGACCCCUUUGUUUGCAUCGCGACGAAGCAUUAACGAUGCAGCAAAAAGGGAUACAUUUAUUGUUAUAUAUAUAUAUAUGUAUAUGUAGAAACUAUUCGAUAGCGGAUCGUAGAGCCGAAUCGUGCUCAGGAUCUCCACAAAUUCCCAUGAAAAUGAUACAGUUAUUUAUUAAAAAAUAACAAUUUCUCGUAAUGUAAACAAACGUAUGAUAUCGGCUGCUAACAUUUUUCAUACGUCGUCUAAAACAAAAAUUUUUUUAGCAAUUUUAAAUAUUUUGUCCUUGUCGUUUCUGGAUUAAUCAAAGGAAUUUACGAAACGGUAGAGUCCGCUCGAAAUAAAACGAUACUUCGUCGAAGGACUCGACGCAUUUUUCCUAAAGAACAAUGUUGGGUCGAAUAGCUUAAUCGAUCGGAAGGUAAACGUUUAAUUGGCGUUUUGCGGAUAAUUUGUGGGGAAUCUGUGCAAAUAAAGGAUGUGUUCUCCCCGGCAGUUUAGUCGACGAUUGUACCUACUUGUUUACCGAUAUUAUACACACGAGGCGAACUGGCUGUGAUUAUGUUAGUGUUACUGACUACGUCGACACGGUUAAUAAUAACGAUGAUACGAUCUGUAAAUAGUACCGACAAUUGAAUAUAAAUACGAUUAUAUACACUGUGAUUCGGUCACGGGCAUAUAAACGAAGAGCCGUCACCCUUCUCCCCUCCCCCCAUUGUGUAUCGGAACAAUCGAUUACCUGCAAUAAAGUCGAAAUCGUACCGCGGGUUCCC
Messenger RNA from Hylaeus volcanicus, 7757 nucleotides. It is a transcript of the gene rho-6, whose product is annotated as protein rhomboid-like. The transcript is spliced from 5 exons. Lineage: Eukaryota; Metazoa; Arthropoda; Insecta; Hymenoptera; Colletidae. The coding region runs from base 1916 to 2818 and encodes 300 amino acids. Gene Ontology annotation, cellular component: membrane. Gene Ontology annotation, molecular function: serine-type endopeptidase activity. The record is from RefSeq and is a predicted model, not a curated record.